This is a messenger RNA of Penicillium riverlandense, 2121 nucleotides long. RefSeq lists its product as uncharacterized. The coding region runs from base 1 to 2121 and encodes 706 amino acids. The record is from RefSeq and is a predicted model, not a curated record. NCBI's taxonomy places the organism in Eukaryota, Fungi, Ascomycota, Eurotiomycetes, Eurotiales, Aspergillaceae. The transcript is spliced from 6 exons. Gene Ontology annotation, molecular function: FAD binding.
AUGGCUAGUACACUGCCUCCCAAAACAUGGGAAACUGGAUGCGCGCGACCGGCAGAGGAAGCGUCCUGGGAAGCUGAGGCAAACUAUGUGACUGAAUCCGGCGAACAGGCUCAUUGGACACUGCCGGUGUAUACGGAACCGCCCACUUCGACCAUUGGUAACCAACUUGGGCUGACGCAUUUGCGAACUUGGCCGAGUAUCUACGAUGGUACUUCCACAGGGAAGCCGGAAUGGUUCAAGCCUUCCAAAGAGGUCGAUGUGCUGAUUUGCGGAGCUGGUCCAUUUGGCCUGGAAGUCGGCCUGAUUCUCGCCCGGCAGGGGAUUAGUUUUCGCAUAAUUGACAAAUCAAAUACCCCCUGCCUCUCGGGAAGAGCAGAUGGUGUUCAUCCCCGAGCCCUCGAGCUCCUCCACAGCUGGGGUCUCGCUCACGAGGUUUCCGAAGAAGGACCCAUUUUGAACUCGACCGUACUCUUUCGCAAUGGCGUUAAGCUGUUUCAUGGGUUUAGUUCCACCUGUGACUCCCGCUACAAGGGGAUCCACAUCAUCACCCAGGGUCAGAUGGAGCGCAUCUACAUCCGCGAUCUCCUCCGUCACCGGAUCGUCGUGGAGCGGGGCACGACAGUCAGUCAAUUCGAGGUGGAUCAGUCGUGGAAGGAUCACCCGGUACGAGCGAUCUUGAAGAAUUCUGCCACGGGGCAAGAGGAGGUAGUGCGCGCUCGAUAUCUCAUCGGUGCAGACGGAGCAGCCAGCAGCAUCCGCGAGCAAUUGGGAGUGGAAUUUGAUGGGAUCGCGACGGAUAUCUACUGGGCAAUUAUGGACUGUCGUUUCAAGACGGACUAUCCGUAUAUUCUUGGUUUCAAUGUCAUUAUUAGUGCGGAGCAUGGGGGGUGCAUUGUGAUCCCGCGAGAGGAUGGAUAUACUCGGUUCUACACUCAGAUCAAUGGCGAAAAGGCCCGGAAACUACAGGCAAACCGACAGGCCCGACGCAAUGGCUCCGCGGUAGGAGAGACCCGUAUCGAUGACCACGGUAUCACGCCGGACGAGGUACUCGAACAGCUCAAUCACAUCAUUGCGCCUCACAAGGUCGAAUUUGCAUCGGCUAUGAGCUGGUUUUCGGUCUGGAGAGUGAGCGAACGAGUCGCACGCAGCUUCUCUUCCCCGGAUCUUCGCGUCCAUCUCGGUGGCGACGCCGCCGUCUUGGGUGCCUUCGGGCUCAACUCCUCUAUAUACGACGCCGCCAAUCUGGGCUGGAAACUCGGCCUCGUGCUUCGCAAACACGCCCAGCCCUCUCUUUUAACCACUUACGACCCGGAACGCCGCCUCUUUGCUAACAGCGUCAUCCGAUGCUCCGGCGCCUACCUGCGCUUCAUCUGCAAUUCAUCGCUCCCGCUCGCCGCCCUGCGAGAUCUAGGCGCUCAUCUCGAGUCACACGAUGAGCACCUCCCAUUGCUGGAUGGAAGUACUGAGGCGGAUCGUGACUUUCUUUAUACCUUCUUCAAACGACAUGCAAUGUUCCUGCUUGGCGUGGAGUGGCCCAUUCCGACUUCGACGAUUUGUCCCUCUAAUGACGAUGUACGGCCCUCGUCUCUACGGAAUGGAGUCCGUGCGCCAAAUCCUCGCGUCUGCCUCGAGACAAAUUACACCGCGUAUCUGUACGACAAGUUGACAGGAGUGGCGCGGUUCCAUCUGCUGGUGUUUGGGUCAGACCUGCAGGGUCCAGUGAGGGAGCGGUUAGCCGUUUUGGCAAGGGACAUUUGCCGGAGGAGAGGGUUUUAUCAACGAUUUGGGAGUGGCGAGAUGUUUAAUCUCGUCGUUGUGACGAAGAGCCUCCCGUAUCAGACAGCAGAGCUACUGGAGGGCGGCCUAGCACCUCUCAAGGAGCAUGCGACGGUUGUCUAUGACGACCGCACACCGGAUGAGGAUGCGCAUUACUGGUAUGGUGUAAAUCAUGCACGAGGAGCGGUGGUGGUGGUGCGCCCUGAUCUGGCGGUGGGGAUGAGUGUCUGGCCAGAGGAGACGGAAAAGCUGGAUAAGUAUUUUACGUCGUUUUUGUUGGAGAGUGAGAAGGUUGAAGCCAUGAAGAAGGAGGGUCUGUUGGCUCGGUUGUGGGCAGCUUGGUGA